This is a messenger RNA of Funneliformis caledonium, 176 nucleotides long. Lineage: Eukaryota; Fungi; Glomeromycota; Glomeromycetes; Glomerales; Glomeraceae. The record is from the annotation of a GenBank genome assembly.
CAUGGUCUCUAUCAAGGGAUACUUUGGUCACAACUGGCAUAAUUAUUUCUGGGCCUUUGCCCUUGUCAGUCGAGGCGAGAGUGGAAGAUUGGUCAACUUCCAUAUUGUUUAAAUUAUUUUCUGACGAACUUGAGGAAGCGUUAGACUGUUCUACUGAUAUUUAUAGGAAAAAAUAA